Molecule: messenger RNA, 651 nt
Organism: Magnusiomyces paraingens
Lineage: Eukaryota; Fungi; Ascomycota; Dipodascomycetes; Dipodascales; Dipodascaceae
Exons: 1
Coding region: 1-651 (216 amino acids)
Biological process (GO): protein import into nucleus
Cellular component (GO): nucleus
Molecular function (GO): small GTPase binding; guanyl-nucleotide exchange factor activity
Source: RefSeq, a predicted model, not a curated record
AUGGCUUUAAAUACUGAGCUUUUUGGCGGUGCCAUAAAAGUAAACCUUCCACAAGGAUUUAUAGAUGCAAGUCUUUUCCGUCAAGUGCCUGAUACACAAGAAGUUUUUGUUCAUCAAACUGUGGAUGACUCAAUGAUGUUUGACUUGCUUGAACGUCUAGACUCUCCUACAGAUUUUCACGCUCUCAAAGAACAUUUAGAUGAGAUUUCCCGAAUUAAUGAUACAGACCCUAAUUCGCAGUUAAUACAGCUUUAUACUGAAACUCACCCACUUAGAAAAAAAUCUAUUAGUUCUAAAGCCUCACCAGCAUAUAUCACAGUGGCUAUUGAGCCCGCCAAAAAAUGGGGACGAACUACAAAAUUGAACAAUGAACCAGAAUCAGCCAAUGACAACGUUCUUGAAGAACCAAUUUUGGUGCUAAUUCUUGUUUUGAUUCGGAUAAAAGAUGUAGAAACUGAUUUUAUUGUGUCUUACAACACCCCAAUUACCAAGAUAAGUGAGCUCAAGGCUUUACAAGAAAUAUUUGAUCAAAACGAAGAUUAUUCGACCUCAUCAUUAGAAAAACUUCCUUCGCGGGUUCAAGAAGGCGUAAAGAACAUUAAAGAAGUUCUUAAUUCUUUAGAAGUCGAAGAUUGGACACUGUUCGCGUAA